GACCUGCUCGCCGUGCUCCGCCGGUUCUACAACGGCACCCACGUCGACCUGCCCCACGUCCACUACCUCAAGGCCAAGAAGUUCACCAUCAUCCCCUACAAGCCGAUCACCGAGGACAGCGAGAGCGGCGAGGAGGGCAAGAAGACCAACCACAACAACAAGAAGGGCGCCGAGCGACGACAGGCCUCCGACGACGACGUGACAUCGGACGUCGAGGCCAAGGAGUGGUUCGACGACCAGACGAUGGAGAUCACCAAGGAGGUGAUUGACAUCGACGGAGAGCUCAAGGGCUUCACGCCCUUCAGCUGCGAAGUCCUCCCGCGAGCCAUCCAGGUCAUCCUCUGA
Molecule: messenger RNA, 345 nt
Organism: Acanthamoeba castellanii str. Neff
Lineage: Eukaryota; Discosea; Longamoebia; Acanthamoebidae
Product: sphingosine kinase, putative
Exons: 1
Source: RefSeq, a predicted model, not a curated record